Owenia fusiformis is the source of this 1420-nucleotide messenger RNA. The record is from the annotation of a GenBank genome assembly. Lineage: Eukaryota; Metazoa; Annelida; Polychaeta; Sabellida; Oweniidae.
AAAAAUAGGUCAACAAAAAUAUUUGGAACUUUUUUGCAAGUUCACAUUUAGACUCCAAUUUAUCUAUAUUUUAGGUGGUAAAUGAAACAAAAGGUCGUGAAUGCUUCAAUCCACAAGACGCUCAAAGAAAAUGGUGAAUUUGGAAGUGAAUUAGAGUUACAUUUAGCUCAUGCAGAGACAAUCGCUAGUCGACAUUCCCAAUAUGGGGAUAAAGAAAUUCCCAACCCUGAUAUAACAGAUUUGAAAUUUAACCUCGGAACAUUUGGUCAGGCACCUGCACCAGAGCAGCCUAAAAAGAAAAAGAGAUUUGCGAAAUUGAGAAAAUGGUGGAAAAGGAUCAGGGGAAACAAAAAACCACCUAAGGUCUACGGGAAAUACAGGCAUGCAAAUGACAUUGAAUUUGAACCUGCUCCAGAUUUUAAUGAAGUCCAUAGAAGCACGGGCAUUCAAGAGAAAGCCCAUGAUAGAACUCAAGGUGUGAAGGAAGGCUGGCAUAGAGACAUACAUAUGAAUUCACCAAAAUCCCCCACAAGUCUAGGAGGUUUACAAGCAUUUGAUGACAUCCCCUUAAGUCAUGAAAAAGGGCAUACUGGUAUGAGAAAUCCAACACACGCACAAUCCCCUAUAUCUACCUCAACACCAGAGCAUAAUUCAUGGAGUGGAAAAUCUGGUGAGAAAGUUAGAUCGAGUAAAUCGUUCACUUGUCAUAAAGACUUACAAGCAUUUGAUGACAUUCCAUUACGUCAUGAAAAAGCACAUUCGCGACAUCAAUCAUUCCAUGCCUCAACAUCAUAUCCAGAGCACAAUUCUAUGAAUGGAACAUUCAAUGAAAACGUCAGAUCAAGUAAAUCGUUUAAUAGUCGACAAAAUGACCCAUGGUCACCUGAGCCUGUUAAGCCAAGAAAUGAUCCCUGGAAUGACUUUGAAAAUCAAAAGACUCCAAGCCCCUUUGGUAUGACAACUGGAGCUCAUGACAAACCAGAAAUUAAAAUUGAAAUACAUGUGAAUCCAACAGAACCUGUGCAACCAGCUUAUUCUCCAAACAAUCCAUUUGUGGAUCACUCAACAUUAAACUACCAGGAAUCACCAGUUCGUGUUAAAGUUGCAGGUCACAACACGGCACGAAAUACCUUUACAUACAACUAUGAUCAAUGGCCUACUGUGACUGAGACUCCAUCUGGAUCAUCUGACCAAUGCCCACCCAAUGACAAUUCCGCUGCCAUUCAGUGGCCACCUAGUUUAAAUUCGGCACAUGAUCCAUAUACAUUUCAUGCAGCAAAUUUUACAUCGGGGCUGAUUGAGGCUCUGAGUAAGGUCUACAGUGAUGGCAAAGAUAUACGUCCUCGUCCACCACAACUGUAUAGAAACUUACAGGGGUAUGAGCGCUUUGAGAGUUCCUUAUGAAGCAUGUGCAGUAAAU